Penicillium canescens is the source of this 885-nucleotide messenger RNA. RefSeq names its product ankyrin repeat domain-containing protein. The coding region runs from base 1 to 885 and encodes 294 amino acids. Gene Ontology annotation, molecular function: transcription cis-regulatory region binding; protein binding. The transcript has a single exon. Gene Ontology annotation, biological process: positive regulation of transcription by RNA polymerase II. Lineage: Eukaryota; Fungi; Ascomycota; Eurotiomycetes; Eurotiales; Aspergillaceae. The record is from RefSeq and is a predicted model, not a curated record. Gene Ontology annotation, cellular component: nucleus.
AUGAGUCGUCACGAGGCGAUAGUGAGGUUAUUACUCGAGACGGAGAAGGUAAAUGUUGAUUUGAAGGACUCCGAGGGGCGAACGCCAUUAUCUUGGGCCGCUUCAAGUGGUUACAAGGUGGCAGUGCAGCUGUUACUUCGGAAUGGAAACGUUCACGUGGACUCAAAAGACUACGAAGGUCGAACACCAUUGUCCCGAGCCGCGGAACAUGGCCGUACGGAGAUCAUGCGAUUGCUACUCGAGACUAGGAAGGUGGAACUGGACUCAGAAGACGUCGACGGUCUAACACCAUUAUCCUGGGCUGCAGAAUCGAGCCAUGAGGCGGUGAUGAAGUUGUUAAUCGAGACAGGGAAGGUGAACGUGGACUCGAAAGACUCUGAGGGUCUGACGCCAUUGGCCCGGGCCGCGUCAAAUGGUUCUAAGGCGGCAGUGCAGUUGUUACUUCGGACUGGAAAGGUGGACGUCGACUCAAAAAACAACGAGGGUCGAACACCAUUGUCCUGGGCCGCGCAAUUUGGCUGUGAGGAGGUCGUGAAACUGCUACUCCAGACUAGAAAGGUGGAGGUGGACUCAAAAGACAACGAGGGUCUAACACCAUUAUGUUGGGCCUCACAGACUGAAAAUGUAGAGGUCAUGGAACUGCUACUCCAGACUAGGAAGGUGGACGUGGACUCAAAAGACAAUAAGGGCCGAACGCCAUUGUCCUGGGCCGCGGAAUUUGGCUAUGAGGAGGUCGUGAAACUGCUACUCCAAACAAGUAAGGUGGAGGUGGGCUCAAAAGACAACGAGGGCCGAACACCAUUGUCCCGUGCCGCGGAACAUGGCCGUACGGAGAUCAUGAGAUUGCUACUCGAGUUUGGAAAAUUGGAGGUGGGCUCACGAUGA